AUAAUUCUUCAGCUGCCCACGCCACCUGUUGGUCCACACCUUCAUCGAAGAGAGGCGUCGUUGAAUUGCUGAAUUCUGGAAAGUGUGUGUUUUGGUUGGUUUUCCGUGAAAAUGCUGUGGUUUCCCAUCAGCUAUCUCCUUGUGAUCAUCUCCUGGAUCACAUGGAGCGCCUGUGAGCUGAUAGAAGUGGAUCUAAACGGAUACAUAGCGUACUGUCCUUGCAUGGGGCGCUUUGGCAACCAAGCUGGAUGUGUGGCCCGAGGACAAGAGAAUCGCCUUUUGUUACAUGGCGAGAAAGUCUCUGGAUGGGAAGGAGACAAACAGCUGCAAUGCCAAAGAUGGAAAUCCCUUUGGGGCAUUCUGGGAUGAAUUCCAAGUAGACUUUGUCGACUCAGAGUUCUACGGGCCACUGAAUUACGAUGUCCACCAUGGUAGUGUAGCUGAGAAGUGGAUUGAGGGAUAUCCAGCCAAGAAAUUCCCGGUUCUGGCCUUUAGCGGUGCUCCAGCGUCAUUUCCUGUCCAGCGGGAGAAUCUCUUGACGAGGGCGCAAGAGUUCAGGCGAGAGACUCUGCCGCGUGGCGCCUUAAUGGGAAGUGCGCUUUAAUCUCUAUGUCUUGUCAUCGCAUUAAUCAGCGUCUCAUUUUGUGCGCUAAUUCUUUCAUGGAUUCUGGGCGAUCGCGCGUCUUGAGGAGGGAAAAUAAGUCAAUUGGUGAGAUCGUAAAUUUUCACUUUGAACCCAAUAGAAUUAAUAGUCGGGAAAGCCUCCAAUUCCGACGUCUUAAUUCCAACAUCGCCUCCGCAGAAAAGAGUUGUAAUCAGCAACUGUUGAUGUUUUACUGAGCAAAUUUGUAAAGAGCUUAUUAAUAAAUGUUUAUUAAUUUUUAUUGAUAACCCUCUUGAGAGUGGAUUUUAUCGU
Messenger RNA from Phlebotomus argentipes, 916 nucleotides. RefSeq names its product GDP-fucose protein O-fucosyltransferase 1-like. The record is from RefSeq and is a predicted model, not a curated record. Lineage: Eukaryota; Metazoa; Arthropoda; Insecta; Diptera; Psychodidae. Bases 287 to 604 code for a protein of 105 amino acids. Gene Ontology annotation, molecular function: peptide-O-fucosyltransferase activity. The transcript is spliced from 2 exons. Gene Ontology annotation, biological process: Notch signaling pathway; protein O-linked glycosylation via fucose.